UCUACAACCACCUCUAAAUACCGUCGCGCAUACUUUCCCACCCGGUACUGUGACCUUGUGUCUCCCGAGAGACCUCCUCCAGAUGGAGCUCCAUUCAUGCGCGCUUCGGGCGACCAGGUGGUUCCCAUCUACUCUCAAUUGCACGCGUUCCCGCAUUCCGCAGUCUACGACCGAGUGCCUUCGAAAUCCCUCCCAGCGUCCAUUUUCCACAGCCGUCCCACUGCAAGCACGAAGGGAUGGUAAUAAGAACCGGGGUAUAUCGGCCAUCCGGUCUUCAGGAGCUCGAAACAUCCCAAGAGGCUCUGUGACGUUGAAGGAUGUACAGCGGCCCGUUUACAAAGACCAGUCGGAGACGGAGCUCAAUGAAAAACACGGAUUGUGGGGGUUCUUCAAUGUGGAGAGGACAGCGUUAUCCACACCGGAGCAAGAUAACAUGCAUGGCCGGGCAUGGAAGCCAUGGGAACUGAGGAAGAAGUCCUUUGAAGACUUGCAUGCAUUGUGGUGGAUAUGUAUGAAGGAGCGGAAUCGGAUAUUCACAGAACGGCACACCAGAGAAAGGCUGGAGCCGGGUUUUGGCGAAGUUGAAGCUGCGUGGAGAGAUGCUGAUGUUCGGAGGACGAUGAAGAUGAUCAAGAAGACCUUGACAGAGCGACACAAUGUCUGGACCGAUGCAUAUCAUUUGGCCCAAAAGGAUCCCGAGAUCCAGUGGAAAGAGGAUGAUGAUGGAAAUUGGAGUCCAUCUUUGAAAUCUCCUGCGGCAUUUGGCUAUGAGGAUGUUGAAUCAGAAGCAAGCAAGGAUGCAUCCAGCUCCGGGGAUCUGGAAGGAGAAACGGAUAAGUUGGCUCCUAACCAAGCGCAGGAGGAUUCAACAGCUGGGAAGUCCAGGCCUCGGAAUUUGCUAUAGGCUGUUCGGGGAUGAAUUGCUGAGAAACUGUACGAUAUAUGUAUGAGAUGUUCUAUAUCCCCCAGGCAUGGGUUGACAUUGUACAAAUCGAAGCUGUCGGGAGGUUAACAGAACGGUGAAGGAAGGGUUAAGCCGUGCACAUACUCGGAAUAUCUUACCCUGUAGAUGCACGAUUGCCUAAGUUUGAACAUAGGAUAACUCUCCAUCAUAGCUAAUUAACCCAUGAUCAUCAGGCCUUCCCACACAUUUAAAACAAAGCGAG
This is a messenger RNA of Eremomyces bilateralis CBS 781.70, 1166 nucleotides long. RefSeq names its product MRP-L47-domain-containing protein. Gene Ontology annotation, biological process: mitochondrial translation. The transcript has 3 exons. Gene Ontology annotation, cellular component: mitochondrial large ribosomal subunit; mitochondrial ribosome. The record is from RefSeq and is a predicted model, not a curated record. The coding region runs from base 83 to 904 and encodes 273 amino acids. NCBI's taxonomy places the organism in Eukaryota, Fungi, Ascomycota, Dothideomycetes, Eremomycetales, Eremomycetaceae. Gene Ontology annotation, molecular function: structural constituent of ribosome.